CGAAGCUGCGGGGGCAGGCCGGGCCUGCUGUCACCUUGCUGGGCUCUAAGAUCCGCCUCCACAGAUAUCAAAAGAAACCGGAAAAGCCUACAAAAAAAGAGUUAAAGACAAAAUUCAAGAAAACACACACAUACAUAAUUGUGUUUUCUACAUUGUUGAUUUCACACUGCUGAUCCAUAGAGCUAACUCAGCUGACUUUCACCCUGUCAUCGCUAAGUGGACUAUGUGAACUUUCAUGAAAGAUGCUGUGAUUUUGAAACCAGGUAACCUGGAGUCUGGGGGCUUGUCCAGCUUUCUCAGGAUUCAGCAGACAUUGCAAGUGACAUUGAAGGUUACAGUGGUAGUCAAUGUUAUUUGAGCAGGGUCAGCAGGCCCUGGAGCUACCUGAGUGCACAAUGCAGAAGGCUGCUUACUAUGAAAACCCAGGACUGUUCGGAGGCUACGGCUACAGCAAAACCACUGAAACUUACGGUUACACCACCCCCCACCAGCCCUACCCACCCCCUGCUGCUGCCAACUCCCUGGACACUGACUAUCCAGGUUCUGCCUGCUCCAUCCAGAGCUCUGCCCCUCUGAGAGCCCCAGCCCACAAAGGAGCUGAACUUAAUGGCAGCUGCAUGCGGCCUGGCACUGGUAACAGCCAGGGUGCGGGUGGUGGCAGCCAGCCUCCUGGUCUGAACUCAGAGCAGCAGCCACCACAACCCCCUCCUCCACCACCAACCCUGCCCCCAUCUUCACCCACCAAUCCUGGAGGUGGAGUGCCUGCCAAGAAGCCCAAAGGUGGGCCCAAUGCUUCUAGCUCCUCAGCCACCAUCAGCAAGCAGAUCUUCCCCUGGAUGAAAGAGUCUCGACAGAACUCCAAGCAGAAGAACAGCUGUGCCACUGCAGGAGAGAGCUGCGAGGACAAGAGCCCGCCAGGCCCAGCAUCCAAGCGGGUACGCACGGCGUACACGAGUGCGCAGCUGGUGGAGUUGGAAAAGGAAUUCCACUUCAACCGCUACUUGUGCCGGCCGCGCCGCGUGGAGAUGGCCAACCUGCUGAAUCUCACGGAACGCCAGAUCAAGAUCUGGUUCCAGAACCGGCGUAUGAAGUACAAGAAGGACCAGAAGGCCAAGGGCAUCCUUCACUCGCCGGCGGGCCAGUCCCCUGAGCGCAGCCCACCGCUCGGCGGCGCCGCUGGCCACGUGGCCUACUCUGGCCAGCUGCCCCCAGUGCCCGGCCUGGCCUACGACGCGCCCUCGCCGCCGGCAUUCGCCAAAUCACAGCCCAAUAUGUACGGCCUGGCCGCCUACACGGCGCCGCUCAGCAGCUGCCUGCCACAACAGAAGCGCUACGCGGCGCCCGAGUUCGAGCCCCACCCCAUGGCGAGUAACGGCGGCGGCUUCGCCAGCGCCAACCUGCAGGGCAGCCCGCUGUACGUGGGCGGCAACUUCGUCGAGUCCAUGGCUCCCGCGUCCGGGCCUGUCUUCAACCUGGGCCACCUCUCGCACCCGUCGUCGGCCAGCGUGGACUAUAGUUGCGCCGCGCAGAUUCCAGGCAACCACCACCAUGGACCGUGCGACCCUCAUCCCACCUACACAGAUCUCUCGGCCCACCACUCGUCUCAGGGACGACUGCCGGAGGCUCCCAAACUGACGCAUCUGUAGCGGCUGCCGCCGGCCCGAACUCGCGGCGCAAUUACCUCUCUUGCUGUAGUGGUGGGGUGGCGGGCGGGGCCCGCGGGGCAGUUCGGGAACCCCCUCCCCCGCUUUUGCCCCGCCGCUGCCUCCCGGGUCUCAGGCCUCCAGCAGUGGAGGCGCAGGCGACCGGGCCUCCCCCUCCAUGGGUGUCCUCCUUUGGGUGACUCGCCAUAAAUCAGCCGCAAGGAUCCUUCCCUGUAAACCUGACAGUGCCACAUACUGCGGACCGAGGGACUCUAAUCUGGUAAUGGUGUCCCAAAGGUAAGUCUGAGACCCAUCGGCGGCGCGCCCUGCAGAGGGACCAGGGCCCGGAGAGUCUUGGGCCUGGCCCGCGUCUAGCUUAGUUUCGGAGACCUUAAUUUAUAUUCUCCUUCCUGUCCCAUAAGGAUUGCAUCGGACUAAACUAUCUGUAUUUAUUAUUUGAAGCGAGUCAUUUCGUUUCCCUGAUUAUUUAUCCUUGUCCUGAAUGUAUUUGUGUGUAUAUUUGUAGAUUUCUCCGGCCGAGCUUAGGAAUUCGCUUCCAGGCCGUGGGGGCCACAUUUCACCUCCUUAGUCCCCUUGGUUUGAACUAGUUGAAAGAGUAGUUUUGAACAGUCGUAACGGUGGCUGGUGUUUGUAGUUGAUGUAAAGGAUUUAAGACCGCAACUUGUCCUUCAUGGGUAGAGUCAGAAAGCCCGGUGGUGUGGCACAACACACGUUAGUCAUUUCUCAAAAGCCACAGCCCUCACCACAGUUUAUUGAUUUCAAAUUGUCUGGUACUAUUGGAACAAAUACUUAGAAUAAAAAAAUUUCUCAGU
Molecule: messenger RNA, 2476 nt
Organism: Saimiri boliviensis boliviensis (Bolivian squirrel monkey)
Lineage: Eukaryota; Metazoa; Chordata; Mammalia; Primates; Cebidae
Gene: HOXD3
Product: homeobox D3
Biological process (GO): embryonic skeletal system morphogenesis; anterior/posterior pattern specification; regulation of transcription by RNA polymerase II
Cellular component (GO): nucleus
Molecular function (GO): RNA polymerase II cis-regulatory region sequence-specific DNA binding; DNA-binding transcription factor activity, RNA polymerase II-specific
Source: RefSeq, a predicted model, not a curated record